Drosophila subpulchrella is the source of this 1780-nucleotide messenger RNA. It is a transcript of the gene key, whose product is annotated as NF-kappa-B essential modulator. Lineage: Eukaryota; Metazoa; Arthropoda; Insecta; Diptera; Drosophilidae. Gene Ontology annotation, biological process: regulation of canonical NF-kappaB signal transduction. The record is from RefSeq and is a predicted model, not a curated record. The transcript is spliced from 7 exons. Gene Ontology annotation, molecular function: K63-linked polyubiquitin modification-dependent protein binding. Gene Ontology annotation, cellular component: nucleus; cytoplasm. The coding region runs from base 292 to 1689 and encodes 465 amino acids.
CGGGUAAAUAUUAUUCUGCGGAAAAUUGUUGUUCCCUGAAUCGCUGACAGAGCAAAGAGCGAUAAGGUUAGGCAGAAAAAUAGUUAUAUAUAUAAACUGUACAUAUACUUUAUUCAUAUGAAACUAUGUGACGCGGCAAGAUAUACAAUCUCGAUCCGAAAAGCAUCUGGCAUUUUAAUUUCGACGCUGCGGAAUUUAUCGAUUUGUCAAGAACGCGGCUGUUGGGUCAAGAAAGGGGAUUCCCAGGUAAACUGUGACCGCAGUCGUUGAUCGCUGAUCACAGUUCGUCCGAUGAUCAAAACCAGUCAGUGCUACAACGGCGACAGCGGCGCCAUGUCUGAGGAAGAGUCGUUCGUCAUCUUGGGCAGCUCGCCGUACUCCUCGCUGCAGCCCGACGUCAGUUCCCUGGUCUUCGAUGGUCUGGACGACGUACAGGAGGCCAAGGAACCCGUUGCCUCGACGAGCACUCAGCAAACUGUUGCCGCAAUGGCCAGUGUUCCGGGCAGCAUGACUUCAUCGCAGGUGCAGCCCAAAUCGCUGGACUCCGGAUCAUCGCAGCACCAGUCCCUGGCGGCCAGCUUCAUCAUGGGCGAAGUGCCAUCCGAUGUCCUAAAGAACAGUGUUUACUCGCAGUUUCCCAGCCUCUGCUCGCUUCAGGCUUCCGCCGAGGAUGUGGUCAAGCUGCAGAACAUGAUUGCGGAAUACGCUGCCCUAAAGAGCACACUUGACAAACUGAACCACACCAUGCUGAACUACCACAAGUUGACGCAGCAAUGGCGCCAGGAGGCAGCCGACCGGGAGCAGCAUUGCAAGGAUCAGCUGCAGGAGUGUCAGGCGCAGGUCGAGCAGCUUCGCGAUGAGAACCAGAAGUUGAAGGCUGACCUGGAGACAAAGAUGGAGCAGAUCAAGGUGGUUCAGGACUUUAGCCAGAAGGAGCAGGACGAGCUCCGGCAGAGCGUGUCCGAGAAGAAGUCUCUGAUCGACAACAUGCGGGUGGAGAUCGACAAACUGCAGCAGCUGAAGAUGCACUCGUUCGAGUUUGUACCUGAGGACGGAGGUAAAACGGAUCCGGAUCCGGACAAGGCUUUGCACUAUGUCCAAAGGGACGAGCACGAUCGCCAAGUGCGAGACCUGCAGCGCCAGCUCUCUAAACUGCUGGCGGAAAACCUAGAGAUCAAUGAGAUGAAAAAGACCUACAUCGAGGAGAUCGACUGCUUGAAGGUUAACUAUACCAGCGCCCAGGAGCUGAUGGACAAAAUGCAGCGGGACAUCAACGAACUGAAGGCCAGGGACAUUCAGAAACAGGAGGUGAUCGAACAUCUGCAGACUCAGAAUGACAUAUACCGCAAGGACUUCGAAAUGGAGCGGGCAGAUCGCGAGAAGAACGCCGGCGAGAAAGAGCAGUACCUAAUGGACUUGCGGGCACUGCAGAGGAGAAACCAGGAGCUAAUCGAAGCGCUGGCCGAGUCCCACAAGGCCAACAAAGCGGGCUCGGCCUCGCCCUCCUCUUCUUUGAGUUCGAGCAGGAGCAGUCUGCGGGAGGAUCAGAGACCAGUAAGAGUUCUCGAUCCAACUGCCGCCGCCAGCCGGACUUCGGACUCCGUUCUACGCUGUCCCAUCUGCUCAAAGUCCUUUAACGCCCUGAGUGUGCUGCAGAGCCACGUUAACGAUUGUUUGGACAAAAACUAACCACUAAUAUAUUUUUGUAGUACAUUAUUACUUAAGCUUAAAUAUUGGCCAACCGGCCAAUUGCACAUUAUAUAAAAAAACAGAACACUAA